This is a messenger RNA of Rhea pennata, 1821 nucleotides long. RefSeq names its product NFKB inhibitor interacting Ras like 2 (gene NKIRAS2). Bases 202 to 777 code for a protein of 191 amino acids. Gene Ontology annotation, biological process: canonical NF-kappaB signal transduction; Ral protein signal transduction. Lineage: Eukaryota; Metazoa; Chordata; Aves; Rheiformes; Rheidae. The record is from RefSeq and is a predicted model, not a curated record. The transcript is spliced from 4 exons. Gene Ontology annotation, molecular function: GTP binding; GTPase activity; GTPase activating protein binding.
CCGGGGCCGGGGCCUCCGGCCGUGGCGCGGCGCUGCCGGCGCCGGGGCGACUCACGGCCGUAACGGACGCGAGGCAGCGGCGGCCGCCGCCUCCAGGGGGCGCCGGGCCGGGCCGGGCCGGGCCUCGCCGCGCCCCUUCCGCCGCCGCGGCGCAGGGGGAUCUCUCCAGCCCUGGCCGUGUGCGGAGAGCCGUGAGCCGGCAUGGGGAAGAGCUGCAAGGUGGUUGUGUGCGGGCAGGCCUCCGUCGGGAAGACGUCUAUCUUGGAGCAGCUGCUGUACGGGAACCAUGUUGUCGGUUCUGAGAUGAUCGAGACGCAGGAGGACAUUUACGUGGGCUCCAUUGAGACAGACCGCGGGGUACGCGAGCAGGUGCGCUUUUACGACACGCGGGGCCUGCGGGACGGCCUGGAGCUUCCCAAGCAUUGCUUCUCCUGCACUGAUGGAUACGUGCUCGUCUACAGCACUGACAGCAAGGAGUCCUUCAAGCGGGUGGAGCUCCUCAAGAAGGAGAUUGACAAAUCCAAAGACAAGAAAGAGGUCACCAUUGUGGUUUUGGGUAACAAGUGUGACCUGCAGGAGCAGCGCCGGGUGGACCAUGAUGCAGCCCAGCACUGGGCCAAGGGCGAGAAGGUGAAGCUGUGGGAGGUGUCUGUGGCUGACCGGCGCACGCUGAUCGAGCCAUUCAUCUACCUGGCCAGUAAGAUGACGCAGCCACAAAGCAAAUCUGCCUUUCCCCUGAGCCGCAAGAACAAGGGCAGCGGCUCUAUGGAUGGCUGAGCCUUGUCCUUCCUCCCUCUCCGUUACCACUUCCUCUCCCUCACCUCCCUCCUUUCCCUGCAUUCACCUCCUGCUGAGCCUGUUUGGCAUCACAGAGCCAGCGGGAAGCAUGGUAGCAGGAGGAAUAGGCUUCCCAGGGCCGGGGACAGUCUUUGAGGAUGAGAGAGGUGACCCACCUGCCUGGGCUGGGGCAGGGACUGCUCUUUCACUGUCCACGUCCUGCAGCCAUCUGAGGUGCUGCAGGAAGGCCCGAAUUCGCCGAGUGACACUCCUCUCCUCACAGGCCUCGUCUCCCGCUCUCGGGCACGGGCUGGCAGACCUGGGGGAUGCAUGCUGCUCAAGGUGGGGUACAGCAUGGGGCUAGCCAGCAGGUUGGGAUCAGCUCCGUGUGGGAAGGCUGCCAGGCCAGAGGAAACAUUCCCUGGCUGCCAAGCUGCUCAGUUCUGUAUUGUACUGGUACCGCGUGAGAAGAGGCUGUUUGCUGGCCGUGCAUCCAGCACAGCCACGGUCAGAGCAGCGCUCCCUUGUCCUGCUCCUGGCUGGCUCUGGGGGGAUGUAGCUUUGGCCCAGGAUAUCACCCCCUUCCCGGCGGCGUUCUCUGCUCCUGUACAUGCAGAAAUGUUUGGUUCUUGGUCAAGUUGUGUGCAAGGUGUACGUCGUGCCCCAAGGAGGGCAUGGUGCAGAGCACCGCCUGCCUCAUCUGUUGCUGAGGGCAGAGUCAGGCCUGUGUCUCACAGUGCUUACAUCCACGAUCCUGUCACUCUGCUUUUGCUAAGUGCAUAGUCCGUCCUAACUUGGGAGACACUGGAACUGUGCUUAGCUUGCAAUGCCCUGAUGCUUAGGGCUGUGGCAGUGCUUCCCGUCUGCCUGUCACAGUGCUGGCUCUCCUCUCAGAACCACAAGACAAGGGGAAGGUUUCCUGCACGUGCUCCCUUUGGCUAGUCUGGAUCUAGGCAAAGAUGACGAGAAAGCCCUGGCUUGUUUAUACUUGUUCCUUUUAUUUACUGAGUAACACAAUAAAGCGAUGAGAUUUGAUUAUCAAAA